Molecule: messenger RNA, 1998 nt
Organism: Aspergillus sclerotioniger CBS 115572
Lineage: Eukaryota; Fungi; Ascomycota; Eurotiomycetes; Eurotiales; Aspergillaceae
Product: WD40 repeat domain-containing protein
Exons: 4
Coding region: 116-1924 (602 amino acids)
Biological process (GO): rRNA processing
Cellular component (GO): small-subunit processome; Pwp2p-containing subcomplex of 90S preribosome
Molecular function (GO): protein binding
Source: RefSeq, a predicted model, not a curated record
UAAGGAGACAACUGGCUGGGUUGCAUUUCUUUCUUACCCUUAUCUGACACACUCAUUGGAUCUCAGCAACAGAUAUCUCCCAAUUGCAGUCACUCAGGGAAGAAUCACAUUCACAAUGCCCAAAGCCGGCGUCAAGCAAAAGACCCGCCAGACGGUCAAAACGGCCGCGCGCUCGCCCUUCGAACCAGGCCAGCCCAUUCGGAAUGACGACAUCGAGAUGGACGAUGAAACCAGCUCCGAUGAGUCGGACGUUCCCGAGAAGGACGAUGCUGAGAGGAAGCUCGAGGCGAUGCUCUUUGGCGACGACGAGGGUUUUCUUGGCGCACUGAAAAACCAGAAUGAGCGCAGUCUGGCGCUGGCGGAUAACAGUGACGAGGAGUCCGCGGAGGAUGGCGAUGAAAAUGAGGAUGAAGAGCGCGACUUGGCCGAACUGGACGACGCUGAUCUUUUCUUCCUUGAUUCUGGCGCCGGGCCAGUCUCUACGGAGCUUACUGAGGCGCCAGCGAUGCCGUCAGAUGGCGAGGGAAGCGACGAGGAGGUUGGUAUGCCUGCGCUGUGGCAUGAUAGCGACGACGAGCGCAUUUCGAUCUCGUUGGCAAGCCAUCAGAGGCUGCGGAAGCUGCGCGUUGCUGAGUCGGAGGAUGUAAUCAGUGGUAAGGAGUACAUUCGCAGACUUCGCAGACAGUUUGUCCAGUUGAACCCGACGCCGGAUUGGGCGGACGUGGAGAAGAACCAGCAGAAGAACGAUUCCAACGCAGAGAACAUGGAUACUGACGAUGAGGAGUCCUCGUCCACGCAACCACUGGCUAAGCUGCUCCAAAGCGCUACUGACCUCGUCAAGCUGGAGGACAAGACGGCGCCCGGCAGCCGCAGAAAGCUGCGCCAGGAGGUUGUAGAUAUCCAGCGCCUCAAGGAUGUCGGCAAAGACCAGCCGUCAUCGGUCGAUUCGCUCAUGUUCCACCCUCAUUACCCGCUGCUGCUCUCCUCCGGACCUGCAGCCACGCUCUUCCUCCACCACAUCUCCCCCUCCUCUCCGGCUCCUAACCCUCUUCUCACCUCUUUCCACAUUCGCAACACCCCCAUCCACAGCUCGGCGUUCCACCUCCCCACAGGCAGUCGGAUCUUCGCGUCCGGUCGUCGGCGCUACUUCCACAUCUGGGAUCUGGAGACCGGCAAGGUGGACAAGGUUAACGGCACGGCAGACCGCAAGGAGGAGCAGAAGUCCAUGGAGCGCUUCAAGCUGUCGCCCUGCGGCCGCUACGUCGGUCUGGUCGGCUCCUCCCGCAAGGGCGGUGGUCUGAUCAAUGUCCUGGACUCCGGCACGGCGCAGUGGAUCGCCCAGGUGCGGGUGGACGGCCGCGGCGGUGUCGCCGAUUUCGCCUGGUGGAGCGACGGCGAAGGUAUGACGGUGGCCAGCAAGAACGGUGAGGUCUCGGAAUGGGACGGCCGCCUGAACCGGGUGGUGGCUCGCUGGAUGGACGCCGGUGCAGUUGGCACGACGGUGCUGAGUCUGGGUGGCCGAUCCGGCCGGACCCAACUGGGCGGAGACCGCUGGGUAGCCAUUGGCAGUUCCAGCGGUGUGGUCAACGUAUACGACCGGCGCGAGUGGGCAGCAGCCUACGCCGCGGACCCCAACCAGGCGAUCCCCCGCAACCCGGAGCCGGUCCGGGCCCUGGACCAGCUCACCACGCCCAUCAGCCAUGUCGUGUUUGCGCCGGACGGACAGUUCUUCGUGAUGGCGAGUCGGUGGAAGCGCGAUGCAUUGAGAAUGGUUCACCUCCCAACCUGCACCGUCUACCGCAACUGGCCGACCUCCAACACGCCCCUGGGCCGCAUAUCUUCCGUGGCCAUCUCGCCCAACUCGGAGCACUUGGCGGUUGGCAAUGAACAGGGACGGAUCCGACUGUGGGAGAUCCGGGGGUGAUGGAGACUUGGGAGGGAAUCGAUAGACCUGCAUACAUACAUACAUACAUAUAUAUCUAAAAGUUCACAUUCCUG